GAGGUGUGCAGACAUAUUUUGUAAAAGCUAACAUGGAGAGUAUACCGCGUAUUUAUGGAUCCUAGUCAUCGGAAGGUUUGUGCUUAAACGGUUGGUGAAUACUGUAGUCUACUCAAAGUAAUUACGAUGGGGUUACUGACAAUAUUGAAGAAGAUGAAACAGAAGGAAAAGGAAGUUCGACUAUUGAUGCUAGGUUUGGAUAAUGCAGGCAAAACCACAAUCCUAAAGAAAUUCAACGGAGAAGAUAUCAACACAAUUUCACCAACUCUGGGCUUCAAUAUAAAAACAUUAGAACAUAGAGGAUUUAAAUUAAACAUUUGGGAUGUUGGAGGCCAAAAAUCACUACGGUCAUAUUGGAGAAAUUAUUUUGAAAGUACAGAUGGUCUUAUAUGGGUAGUAGACAGUGCAGACAGGCGAAGAUUAUCUGACUGUAAAGAAGAGUUACACCAGUUAUUAGUUGAAGAGAGGUUAGCAGGUGCAACAUUAUUAGUAUUUGCAAACAAGCAAGAUUUACCAGGUGCAUUACCUGCAGAAGAAAUCAAAGAGGCUUUAGAAUUGGACCUUAUUAAGACGCAUCACUGGUUAAUUCAAGGUUGUAGUGCUGUGACUGGUGAAAAUUUACUACAAGGAAUGGACUGGAUCAUACAAGACAUUUCUUCGAGAAUUUUUACUAUGGAUUGAGCUCAUUUAAAGAUAAUGUACUAACAUUAUUGCCAGCGAAGUAUCAUAAAAUAAGCAAAGAGUGUACUAGUUGGUAUCACCCUUCGAAAUUGUUUAAAAUUUGCAAGGUGAAUUUAUUAUAGAGUUGAAAAGUUUUCAAAGGAGACAAUAUUUUAAAUUAUGUGCAGAAAGAAAAGUGAUGACAAUGAGUUCUUUGCAGUACUGCCUUUGUCAUAGAAAUAUUCAACAUCUGAACAAAGCUAGUUUUAUGUAACUUUCAUCAUCAAAAUUUUAAUUGUAAAUUAUUUCUUAAAAGUUCUUUGUUCCAGAAUGCUGUAAAAUAUAACACUUGCAUUGUGUAAGAUAAAGAUGCAAGCUACUUAUGGGUCUUGUUUUGUAAAUAAUCUUAAUCGUAUAAUUAUAUAGUCAAGUCAGUGUGGACAAAGACCCCAUUCCCAUAUAUAUUUAGAUCGAUCUUUCCCCCUGGGGAGUCUCACUAGAUUGGAGUCAGCUUAACUGGCUUAAAUGUCUGUCCUGCCUACUAAAAGCUGUAAGGGGGUAAUUAACUGUCGUGCACGCUCGGCUGACAGCAAUUUAGCUUGAACCCCCAGGGAGUUAGGUGGAUCCAGAUGGAUCGAUCUAAAUAUCUGGGAAUGCUCUCAAAAUCACAUUCCUGCAUAAGCAUUGCAGCACAAUGUCACCUGCUGUCUCAACAGACACAAUAAAGAUUAUAUACACCUAAAA
Molecule: messenger RNA, 1404 nt
Organism: Lingula anatina
Lineage: Eukaryota; Metazoa; Brachiopoda; Lingulata; Lingulida; Lingulidae
Product: ADP-ribosylation factor-like protein 2
Molecular function (GO): GTP binding; GTPase activity
Source: RefSeq, a predicted model, not a curated record